Carcharodon carcharias (great white shark) is the source of this 1321-nucleotide messenger RNA. RefSeq names its product hepatocyte cell adhesion molecule-like. The record is from RefSeq and is a predicted model, not a curated record. Lineage: Eukaryota; Metazoa; Chordata; Chondrichthyes; Lamniformes; Lamnidae. Bases 1 to 1272 code for a protein of 423 amino acids. The transcript is spliced from 7 exons.
AUGGCGACUACAUCUCGAAAUGUAAUUCAUUGGUUCUGGUGCGCUUUGGGAUGCUCUGAGGUUGUGAAAGUCUUAUUCCUUUCUUACAAUCUAUAUCUUAUUAUUGUUUUAGUGCCAGCGGACGGAGUGAAUAUAACAGCACAAGAUCACACUGCGCACGGCAUCGUGGGAGGCUCGGUCUUACUUUCUAUACAUUACACAGCCGGCAGUUCCGAGACCCCAGUCAUUCAGUGGCAGCUAAAGAGAGACAAGCCGAUCCCUUUGGUCCAAUCCUUUGGCACUCGCAUCCUGGGCAAACUACGGCCAGAGUACAAAGAUCGGAUUGUGAUCUUCCGCAACGGAUCCCUAUUGAUCCACAACUUGCAGCCAACAGACGAGGGGAUGUACGAAGUCGAGAUCGCGAUUACAGACGAUGCCUCCACUGCAGUGAAAACACUCAAUUUAACUGUUGAUAUCCCCGUGACAAGGCCAGUAGUGGUGUUAUCAUCCUCCACAGUACUGGAACUGAGUGAAUAUGUCAUGUUAAACUGUUCACAUGAAAAUGGAACCAAACCAAUGUACACAUGGCUGAAAGGAGGGAAACCCUUAGACAAUGAUGAAAGGUUCUCUUUAUCCAGUGAUCAGAAAACCCUGACUAUCACACGGGUCCACAUAACUGACGAUGACCUUUAUAGCUGUACAGUGGAGAACCCGAUCAGCAGCUCUCGAAGCACUCCAGUCAAACUGACUGUAUACAGGCGGAGCUCUUUAUAUAUUAUCCUCAGCACAGGAGGGAUUUUCCUUCUGGUUACUUUGGUAACUGUAUGUGCCUGCUGGAAACCUUCGAAAAAAAAUAAAGGAAAAGGAGAGAAAGGAACAUCCCCAGGUUCUGCAGAACGGAAUGAGGAUCAGGCUAAACAUGAAGUAGAGUUGCUACCGAAAGCAGUUGAGCAUGAACGUGAGCGCAAGAACCCUGCGGGAUUGUACGUCAUCAAAGAAAAGGAUUCUCCAGAUGCUGAGGAAGACUCCUUAAAUGUUUCCAAGAGUGCAGCGGAACAGGCUGGAUUCAUAAUUUCCUCUGGACCUCCAGCUAGAUCCCCAAGACCAGCUGGUCGAUCGCCUAGGCGAUACAACAGAUCUCCCGUUCGAUCCCCUGGCUCUAGCAGAGCUCACAAGUCUCCAAGUAGAUCAUCCAACUCGCCAGCGCACCAGAGGAGUGCUAACCGCAUCAUCCGUCCAACAGGGGUCCAUAUGAUCACGGAGCAAGACGAGGCUUGUGUGGAAGAAAAUUAACGCUCAAAAAAUCCUGUAUUUUCUUUCAUGGACAUAAAACAUACUGUAG